AUGGACCACCCGAGUCCGUCCGCCGACCGCAGCAGCGGUGCGGCACCACCACCACCACCAGGACCACCACCACCACCAGGAGCGACGACCAGACGAGAAGGAGAUGGGCCAGCUGGCGUAGUGGUAAUAUCCGACGACGAAAGUUCGGCCAGCUCAAUGUCGGAUGAGGAGGACUCAGGUACCGACCACAACCACGACGACAAGAAGCGUCAUCACCGCGACGGCACCACCCCCGCCGGCGGCAGAUAUAGACCCCAUACACCUACGCCGCCGCCGCAGCGACGCUCACAGCAACACGUUCCGCCGCCGCCUAGGGGGAGCAGGGAGAGAGAUAUUCGUGCGGAACGGCAUCGCGACUUGCGUGAACGUGAGCGUGAUCGGGAUAGGGAUAGGGAUAGGGAUAGGGAUCGCGACAGGGACAGAUCUCGGGGUCCGGACCCGAGGCGACGAGGAGGAGGGGGAGGAGGGGGAGGAGGAGGACUGCCACCAUCACCGCCACUGGACAGGGACCGGGAUCGAGAUCGAGACAGGGACCGGGACAGGGACAGAGAUCGCGACAGAGACUACGACAGAGACAGAGACAGUGACAGAAGUCUGCGCGACAGCCCGCCUCUGAGGGAUAGCCCUCGCCUACGAGACAGCCCUCGUAUAAGGGAACGAAAGCGGCAGAGCUUCGCGUUAGACGAAAAGUACCACGGCGGAGGGGGAGAAGGAGGCCGCAGCACCGUCAACGGCCACGCCAGGAGACAGCAGAGCGUGCCCCCCAACAGCGCCAACAACGGCGCAAAAAGGCAGAGCAUCACGGAGCGGCUCAUGAGCACCUGGACAGCGGCGCGGUCGGGCGCGGCGCGCGGCGCGGGGGAUCAUCCGCCGGGUGUCGGGGCCGCCGCCGCCGCCGCAGCAUCCACGCUCCCCUCGCGCCGCGCGUCGUCGGCCUCGACGGCGAGCAAGGCAUUCAACCCCGUCGGCAGGGUGCGCGAGUGGCUCGACACAUGUAAUGCCGAGCACGGCGACCACUGCUCCGGCCCGCCGACGGAUACGUGGCGGCCGAUAUGGCUGAUUGACUCGGUGAACCGGUGUCUCGUGCGCGCGAGGGCGACGGAUCGGUAUAUCGCGCUCAGCUACGUCUACGAGCCGCCGCUGCCUUCGUCGCGGGGUCCGGUGGAGACGUUGCGGGAGAACCUCGAAGUGUUGACGGCGAGCAUGGACGACGCGGAUAUCCCGCAGACGAUUCUGGAUGCCAUGUGGUUGGCAAGGAAACUGGGGAUUAAGUACCUCUGGGUCGACCGGUUCUGCAUCGUGCAAGACGACGAUGUGGAGAGGGAGGAGUACGUCAAGAACAUGGCGUACGUGUACGCCAACGCCUAUAUGACCAUCGUGGCGGCAGCGGGCGACGCCGAGUCCGGGUUGACGGGGUUGUUGCGGAGGACGCCGCCGCCGAGGGGCACCGCAGCGAGGAAGCACGAAGAUUUGGUGCUCUCAUCGCGGUGGGCGGGUCGGGCGUGGACGGUGCAGGAGGGCAUGUACUCGCGGCGGAAAGUGUACGUUUUCGAGGAGACGGUGACGUGGGAGUGCCACUGCGACUUGUGGCAAGGGCCGCCGGGCGCAGCGGGCGGCGGCGGCAGGUUCAGCAAGAUUCUCAAGGGCGGAGGGCUGGGGAGGCACGGCGGCGGCGGGGGGCCGUGUGCGUCGAGGACGUUCCCCGCGGCGACGGGGUACCUGCACCCCGUGUGGCCCGACAUGGACGAGUACGCGCGGAUCGCGAUGGAGUUUAGCGCGCGGCGGGUGACGCUCAUGUCGGACACCACGAGGGCGCUGCGGGGCAUCACGACGGUGCUGUCGCGGUCGUUUGCGGGCGGCUUCGUGUUCGGCAUGCCGGUGAGCUUCCUGGACGUCGCGAUGCUGUGGCAGCCGAGGGCGAUGGUGCGGCGGCGGCUGAUGGUGCAGCCCGUGACGGGGAUGAACCCGCUGCCGUCGUGGAGCUGGCUCGGGUGGCACUACGACGGCGUGCCCGCGGACCUGACGCUCUGGCGGGCGGCGGCGGAUUACGUCCAGGAGGCGCCUGCGCAUCACGGCAAGAGGGGCGCGGAGAGAAGGUUCAAGAGCCCCUACGCGUUCCGGUUGCGGUCGUUGGUGAGUUAUGAGCUCACGGACCGGGCGACGUAUACGCCGUUGCCGAAUGAUGGGAUGGCGUACCGAGAUCGAAGGCAUCGGAGGACGGUGCCGUUGCCUGCUGGGUGGUCGAGGAGCGGCGGCGGGUUCCGGUAUGCGGGGGAUCCGGAGGUUGUGUUUCGGUACCCGGUGCCCGUGGCGGAGAUGGCUGGCGGAGGAGGAGCGGACGGAGCCAUCCCGGGGGCGGGGUUGUCGCCGUUUGGUGACUUUGCGCUGAGCGCGACGCUGCUUUCGUUCAGCACGACGGUGGCGUACCUGGACGUCGACUUCGCCGUGGCUAGGAACGGGGCGCCGCUCGAUGCGAAGGCGGCUAACGCGGUGAACUCGGGGAAUAAUACGGGACCUGGCACGGGCUUGGUUGCUCCCGGACGAGGAUACGGCGUCCCGUUGGCGGUGGGCAAUAUCUGGUCGAGGACGGGCAAGUGGUGCGGCGUAGUGACGGCGCACGAUAGCUGGUUGGGCUUGCAAGGGGCGAACCAUACCGGGGAGGAGAAGCUCGAGUUCGUGGCCGUGUCGAUGGCCAGCGAGAGAGGGGGGAGUCAUGUGUUUGACCUGGAUGCGUUCCGGGAUAACAUGGACGAGGAUGAGAUUGUAGACUUUGUUAAUGUACUCUGGGUGGAGAGGGUUGGCGGGGUGUGUUACCGGAGGGGCCUCGGGCAUGUUGUACAGAGGGUGUGGGAUGCGGUUGCGAGGGACCGGAUUGAGGUACUCCUGGGAUAG
Messenger RNA from Colletotrichum costaricense, 2892 nucleotides. RefSeq names its product heterokaryon incompatibility protein. NCBI's taxonomy places the organism in Eukaryota, Fungi, Ascomycota, Sordariomycetes, Glomerellales, Glomerellaceae. Bases 1 to 2892 code for a protein of 963 amino acids. The transcript has a single exon. The record is from RefSeq and is a predicted model, not a curated record.